AUGGUUAGCAUCGUCGAUUACUAUCGUAUCCAUAAUUGCUUUUUCGAUUCUCCUAAUACAUGCACAUUCAAGAAUCAAUUUCAAAUAAAUUACAACUGGCUAUCUCUUUCAAUAGGUAUUGAGCAAUUACGUAAUGCUAUCGCUAGCUUCCAUAAACGCUAUGAUGGACUCGAUUUUUCUGCUGACCAAAUUAUUGUAGCUCCUGGUAGUAAGGAACUACUCUUUUUAACAAUGCUUGUUAUGGAUGCAGAUAUCAUAGUUCCAUCUCCAACUUGGACAACCUAUUUACCACAAAGUAAACUAGCGGGAAGGAAAUCGAUUAUCUUAAGCUCUCGCUUUGAAGAUGAAUGGCGCUUAACCCCAGAAAUUUUAGACAAGGCCAUUAACGAACAAUGCACCAACGCCAAUAAAGUACUAAUUUUCUGCAAUCCAGAUAAUCCCACCGGAACGUCUUAUACAGAGCAGCAACUAACAGAGCUCAGUAAAGUCCUGCGAAAGCAUUCGGUUAUCGUCCUUUCAGAUGAAAUUUACGGAAGGACAAAUUAUAAAAAUGCUCACCUUUCCAUUGCUAAGUUUUACAAAGAAGGCACGAUCUUAAUGUCAGGCUUAUCAAAAUGGGCUUCCCUUGGAGGUUGGCGGGUUGGUUACGCAAUAUAUCCGAAAGAAUUAGCUGAAGUGCAAAGUGCUGUCAGAAGCGCUGGCAGUCACACAUACUCAUGCACCUCUGCCCCUAUUCAAUAUGCCGUAGCAGAUGUUUUACAAAAUUUUGAAGCUUGUGAUACAUAUAUAUAUCAUAUUAAGCGUAUUUUGGAAGCGGUUUCUAAGUACUGCUAUGAGCAGCUAACAAGUGUUGGCGUAAAGUGUAUACAAUCAACUGGUGGAUUUUAUAUGCUACCUGAUUUUGAGGUAAUCAGACCAGGCUUGGAGAAAAAUAAUAUCACGACUUGCCAAGAAAUGUGUGAGGACUUGUUUCAAAAGCGUUCCGUUGUGGUUAUGGCUGGCGGACCAGCGUUUCUUCGCCCCUUGAAAGAGCUCACUGUCCGUUUGUGUUACAUAGACUUUGACGGUACAUUAGCUCUAAAUGAAAGUAUCAAUAUUGGACCUGAUAAGCCACUCACUCGUGAAUUUGUAGAACAGUUUUGCAGCCAUCAAGCAGAAGGAAUAAAGGUUCCAUAA
Trichoplax adhaerens is the source of this 1176-nucleotide messenger RNA. RefSeq lists its product as uncharacterized. Lineage: Eukaryota; Metazoa; Placozoa; Uniplacotomia; Trichoplacea; Trichoplacidae. The coding region runs from base 1 to 1176 and encodes 391 amino acids. Gene Ontology annotation, biological process: biosynthetic process. The transcript is spliced from 13 exons. The record is from RefSeq and is a predicted model, not a curated record. Gene Ontology annotation, molecular function: pyridoxal phosphate binding; catalytic activity.